Molecule: messenger RNA, 7753 nt
Organism: Tympanuchus pallidicinctus (lesser prairie-chicken)
Lineage: Eukaryota; Metazoa; Chordata; Aves; Galliformes; Phasianidae
Gene: AKAP5
Product: A-kinase anchoring protein 5
Exons: 2
Coding region: 3635-5581 (648 amino acids)
Biological process (GO): positive regulation of adenylate cyclase activity
Cellular component (GO): postsynaptic density; excitatory synapse; dendritic spine
Molecular function (GO): glutamate receptor binding; adenylate cyclase binding; GABA receptor binding
Source: RefSeq, a predicted model, not a curated record
UGUAUUUGCUGUGCUUUGAAAUCACACCAGUUUCUUUUAAAAGAGGGAACAAGGAAGAAUCCUUUUGUCAUUUCUUAGCAGGAGUGCUCACCCUGGCUUCUGCUGUGAGUUACCCCUGCAGACACCUGAGCCAUGCCAGAUUUCUCUUUUAGAAAGCCCAGCUGUGACUGCUGUAAUUCUUACCACUGGAAACAGAACUUCUGAGUGUCGGGUCUGUUGAGACCUCUCUGGGCUGUGCCCAUGGCUUCUGCCAGAAGUGUCCUUUGAACCAUGUUUUGCUCAGCAAUAAGUACAGUUAGGCCAUUGAGAAGCCUUGUUUUCUAUGGUACCUUUUGGGUGAACAGAAGCCACGUGAGCAGUGAUUGAGUCAUUUGUAGUAGGCUUUGUCAACAGGCCAGAAAUCAUUUUGUAACAGAAAUAGAGUUUCUGCCAAAUUUUUAACUAAUACAAAUAAAGGGUAAAAACUUCAAAUGCUUUUUGGGUCUUAAUGUACGUGCUGAGAUUAAUGAAGUAGAACUUAUUUCUGUGAUUAACUGAGUAAUGCAGCAGUCCCAGUAUUGACAACUAUAAGUGAUCACUGCAGGAAUAAGUUGCCUGCAAUGCACCACCGUGUGUGUGUUCUGUCUUGUUUCCUUUCCUGGAUGGCAUGUGUCAUCUAUAGGAAAUAAACUGCCUGAAUUAUUCAGUGGAUUGAGUUUACUUGCAGUUGACUGCAGAAGAUCUGAAUUAAGAUGCUAGCUUUAUUAAGUUUGACUGCCCUGCUCACAGCUGAAUAUUUUUGGCUUCUCCUUUCUUCAUAGACUUGCAAGGCCCAUCUGCUUGCAUCCAAACUGAAUCUGAAAGCAUUCUGAUUUUGGUGAGAACUGGGAGAGUUGUGGUGUAGGUGUGCACCAGUGUAAGGAUGCAUCUGUAGUAUACAGAUACUAAGUAUAGAGAGAGCAAGUUAUUCAGUAGGGGAGAAUAAUUAUAUAAAAAUUACCUAGUUGUCACAGAAGCAAAGACAGAAUAAUUUAAAUUGUCGUAAGCACACUUGAGAUAUGCUCACAGCCUCCUCAGAUUUUCUUCUCGAUGGUAUUUGGCUGAGAAGUUGCUGGAGACAGCUUUCACAGAGCACAAAAAGGCCACCUGCAUGGGGUCAGGAACAGCGUCCCCUGUUGCUGCACCACCACGGAGGCCUGGCUGGAAGUCCACCUGCAGCACCUUGGCGGAGCCUUUCCUUGCAGCAGAUUGCUACAGCUGAUGCUGCCAAGGCUGCUGUCGGUUCCUGCAUUUAAUCCUCAUUCUCUCAUCUUGCAGAGGCUUCCCUGUUGUGCUGCUUUCCUGCAAGCGCUCUGUGUUCCAUCUUCAUUUUAUGCUUAUGAAAGAUGGGAUAAGUGAUAAUUUAUGCUAAGAUUAGCCUCCUUUUAGUUAAGCAUGAGAUUGUAGACAUGCAGUUGAGGGAAGACGGUUCAGGAGGUCACUAGUCCACAGCAUGCAGUGAGGCAACACCAUGGCACAGCCACAGAAACCAGAUGUGAAUUUGCUGAACGGUGGGGGGCUGCUGACAGCAGAGCCUAAGGGCCGGCAGCAAAUAGUGAAAAAAUAGCCCCAAGCAUCUUCAGAGAUGAGUGGCAAAUGCUUUUCUACAAUGUGCUUCAAGUGUUGUGGGAAGUGUAUUCCCACUGUCCCUACUUGCAGCGCUGAUUCAUCAAUAGGUUUGGUGGGUUGUUGGUUUCUUAGCUCAUUUGGCAGUCCCGUACUUGACCCAUCACCUAGGACACAAAGAAUGCUUGAUCUCUUCUAGAUGACAACUGGAAGGUUGUCUUCCCUUCCUGUUGCCUGGAGCAAAAAAUCAAUUAAGUGCAGGUACGUUCUCUGUGGGCGACAUGUGAGCCCAGAUCCUCGGCUGCUGUGAUGGCCAUUCCCUGAGCUGUGCCGUAAUGAGAGCCACACAUCACACUGCUAGGAAACAAUACAGGUUUUUUCAAUCUUAUCCACCUUCUACCCCGUUAUCUAUCUCCUGUGUGCCAUACUCCUUGCUGUUACUGUCCUCCCAUGGAGCAACGGAAUAAUUGAGUUCUGUGCAAGGUGAUUUCAGAGGGACGGGUUGGAGCUGACGCUGGAGGUAGCGCACGUUACUGCUGCCUGCAUCCCCUCUCUACCUGAAAUGAGGGGAAAUGGCCUCAUGCUGAUGGCCUGUGCUUAGCUCUCAUGGAGAACUGUACCCUAAUUAGAACCCGCUGCCUACCCUCCAGAGAGGAGCAGUUUCCAAAUGCAAGUUAUUAUAACGAAUGAAUGCCAGCAAACACGUCUCGUUAGGGAGCUUUUAAAAUGACGGUGCCUUGUGGUUGCCUGAUGUGUGCUUCUGUCUCUAGGCUGAGAUUUCAGCCAAAAGAACACAAUUUCUCCCCUUUUUAGGGAGGGAGGAGGCCGCGUGUAUUCUUUUAAGGAUGGCCUCCACUGGAAGCCACUUGUAUGCUCCAUGGCCUGCAUUGCAAUGUGCCAACACGCUGCGAAGCAAUUAAUAUCCUUACGACGUGAGUGUGCGUCACUGAGCUCCCCGUUGGUAUGAAUGGGGACGUCGAGGCAGCUCCAACCAUGGCUUCAUGUGGUUCUUCAGCAGCACCUGUAGUCAUUUCCCGGAGGCUCUCCCAUCAAUCCUAACAGCUAUGCAUGCAAUUUUAAAGUCAGAUUUUGGCAAAUGUGAAGGAAAGAAAGACCCCUAUGACUGAGGCGCCUUGUCAGGUGUUUCGGCUGAGGUUUUGCUUAAAUUCGGGCCCCGGCUGCCCUUAACCCCGCAGUAAAGCUGCGGCUCCUGCAGUGACGUGCAGAGACAGGUUUCAGGAGGCAGAAAAACCGCUGCCAGGAGCAGAACUCCCAUCGCACGCUGUACCUGAUCCGCGGAUCCCCGCCGUCUCUUCCUCCCGGCUGCGUUUCCGCUCGCAGCAGGCAUUCAAGCCGCGAACCGCGGCUCAGCCUUCGGGAGGAUCCUCUUGACUUCGCCCGUUGUGCAUCUGCUGCUGCUGCCGCGCGCCCUGCGCGGGGAAGGAUGGUGGCGAGGGACGGUGCUCCGCAAACGGGGCAGGAUGCCGAGCGGGGGUCAGAGCUGGGAGAAUCAAGCACAAUCAGAGGCAAACUUCACUCAACCCGUGUCAGGAGCUGAUCAGAAUCCAAGGCACAGCAGCAGCUGAUUGGCACUGGGGGGCAGAACACCUCCACUCACUGCCUCCACGUUGCUUCAAGCAAGUUCCUUGCUCCCGUCGAACUGUCCAUGGGCUGAAUAAAAGUUGUUAACUCUUGGCUUGACUUGUCAUCCUUUGGGGGAGUAAAACCAAGGUCGGACUGUCCAUUCAAUGGUGUACUGUUAGAGGAGCACGACCUGAAGUGGGGUAUCUCACAGGUGAGAGUGACUGGUUCUUCAAGUCUGCCUAGGACUCCUUGGGGAGGCAAUAAGGAGAGUAAGAAGAUGCAAUGGGAAUUAUAAAGUGAAUGCAAUAGCUUCAUUGGAACAGCUCUGCACAUUGCCACACCUGCUUGUUAAGAAGCAACUACUGCUGUUUUGAGGACAAUUUGGGGAAAAAGCCAUUUGAGCGUUUCUGCAGCUUUUAUGCAUUAAUCAAGAAAGUCAAUACACAGACGAAGGAGAGGUGCAAAUAUGGCAAAGGCUGCUAAGGAGAUACAAAUGGAGAACCCGAGCGAGCUGGAGACUCCUAGCGCGGGGACACCAUGUCCCCCAUUGGAAGAACAGGCAGAAAAACCCUCCAUGCUCUGUUUUAAGAAGCGGAAGAAGUCCUGUAAGAAGGGGCUGACAGCUAAGGAUGCAUGUGAGGGAGCUUCUGGAGCCUCGGAGGAGAAAAAUCAAUGCAUCAGCACAGACCCAGGGGAGGCAAAAGCUUCUGCUCGAUUGCCACCCUCCAGAGGAGCUUGGGCAGCUAUCAAAAGUCUCACAAAACCUCGGAGAGGGCAGAAAUCCUCUUCACGGAAGAAGGUGUCUUCCGAUUCCCAGGUGCAGCUAGAGACGGAUGCAGAGGAGAGCUGUGCACAAGGUCUUCCAAGGAAAAAGGCCAGCACAGGGGUGAAGAUGCCCUGUGUGCGCUUCUUGAGAGGCAAGAAAAAGCCCAGCCCCUCAGAGGUGGUGGAGGAGUCAGAGGACAGCAUUCAAGCAAACGAAGUGAUGGGCAUUUUGAAUAAAGCCAUUGAAGAGCUGGAGGACAUGGCCCCAGCAGAGCCCUGCAACAAGGCUGAGUCCCUCAGUCCGCUCCCUGCAGAGGACAUGGCCCCAGCAGAGCCCUGCGACAAGGCUGAGUCCAUCAUCCCUCUCCUUGCAGAGGACAUGGCCCCAGCAGAGCCCUGCAACAAGGCUGAGUCCGUCAGCCCCCUCCUUGCAGAGGACAUGGCCCCAGCAGAGCCCUGCAACAAGGCUGAGUCCGUCAGCCCCCUCCUUGCAGAGGACAUGGCCCCAGCAGAGCCCUGCGACAAGGCCCAAUCCCAUAGCCUGCUCCCUGCACAAAAUUCGGCCCAAGCAGAGCCCUGUGACAAAGCUGAGUCCCUCAGCCCACUCUCUGCAGAGGACAUGGCCCCAGCAGAGCCCUGUGACAAGGCCAAAUCCCUUAGCCUGCUCCCUGCACAAAACUCGGCCACAGCAGAGCCCUGUGACAAGGCUGAGUCCCUCAGCCCACUCUCUGCAGAAGAUGUGGCCCCAGCAGAGCCCUGUGGCAGUGCUGUAGCCCUAAGCCUGCAGCCUGCAGAGGACAUGGCCGCAGCAGAGCCCUGUGACAAGGCUGAAGCCCUAAGCCCGCUGCCUGCAGAGGACCAGGGCGUAUCAGCAGAAGGUGCCGAUGCCAAUGGGAGGAGUGAGCCCUCGGGAGAGGCCAGACCAGAAGUGGAUGAACACGCAGAGUGCAUCACUCAGUCAGAAAUAACCAUUUUGGAGCCUGUCAGUGAACCUGUGCAGGAAAAGCUGCCUGAGGGGAGUCAAUCUGCGGCCCAAGUGGAAGAGAGGGAAGUCACUCCUGAAGCGCCGGUUUCCACAGAUCAACCCAAUGGCACCCCUGAAAUCACCGAGGUGCAGGAAAUAGCCACGAUCUGCAAGGAGCUUCCUGAAAGGGAUGAGUCAGAGAGGAACACUGAUCUCCCCAGGGAGUGCAAAUCUGAGGAGACCACGAUGGAUUUCAGUCCAUCGGUGUCUAAGGAUGAUGCAAUGAGUGUGCAGAGCAGCUCCAGCCAUCAGGAGAAACCUGAAGUCAACGUGGGCACCAGCGUUGGUAUCGUCAUCACCAUCACUGAAGCCGUGGACUCUGACGACACCGAUUCUGACCAGGCCUAUGAGCCAUCCCCGGUUUUACACCACAAGAAGCAAAAAGGGAAUAAAAAAUCCAGUGGGAGCUUUGAUUUUGGUCAAAAAGAAGGCCCUGGGGCUGGCAGUGAUGCUGUGGUGGAAGAGAAAGGUCUGGGCGAGCAGGAGCACAGGACUUCAGAUCAGUACGAGUUGCUCCUCAUAGAAACGGCGUCUUCCCUUGUGAAGGCGGCCAUCCAGUCAUCCAUAGAGCAGCUGGUCAACGAGAUGGCUCUGGAACAGAAUAAACACAACAGUUUUCUGUGAGGGUGAUGAUGCCCCCAGAUUAGGGUGAUUCCAAGCUACUUUGGCCUGAGGAGGGGAGCAAGAGGACUCUGGAGGCCACUGCUUAGUUAACUCUGCAUGCCUGUGAAGUUGUGUGUGUGUUCACGUGUAUGAAGCUGGUGCUGGGGCAUGGGACGGGCCGUGCUGAGCACAGCAAGUGCACUCGGCCUGGCUGCAGGAAAGUGCAAGUGUUGCGGUGUUUUCAUUUACUAGCAUCUUUAUGUUGAGGCUGUGUUUCUGCUGUCUUCCAUUCCAGACUUCCCUGCUGUUAGUGGUUUAAACGUUAAUGUGCUUUUAGGAAGAGGCUCCGCAGGCAGCGAGAAACCUCCUGCCACUGGGUUCAGUUCAGUGAGCGUUGAGCACAGCUGGAGGUUUGCUCAGUGGGUACAAGGGAGGGAGAAGGGGCUGAGAUGUGCAGUCAGUGACAUCGAUGCCAAGCAGUUAGCACUGCAUUCGGAGGUAUAGGAAACCGUGGUCUGAAGUCCCAUUAGGUAGAACUGAGCAAAUGCAGUGAGCAGCACAGUUUGGCCAGCCUAAGGCCCCAGCCUACUCCUCCGGCCUAUUCCCUUGUCAGAAGCAGCCUGUGUAUCAUCCAUCCCACUGCAGUACAGCAUCAGCUCUCCUUGCUGGCUUCAGGCUGCACAAACACCAAGAGCAUGCCCUCGCUUUGUCUGCUGGGGCCCAUUGCACUGCUAAGCACAGGUCUCCCCAUGGUGUAGUGAUGAGGGCCAGGCUGGAGCAUGCUGGCCACAGGAGCCCCUGGCCUUGCCUUCUUUUGUCUGCCACAGUGAAACUUCCCUUGGAUAUGAUGUUUUUGUUUUCUUUUGUUAUUAAUGUAUGGCAUGUAAUGUAAAUAGCAGUGUGCUGCAUGCAGUCAACUCUUGCCUCGGUGUUGAAAUAGCGUGGUAGCAAGGAUGUGCUGCAGGCCAUGGAAUUGCUCCAUGUUGGGAGGGGAUUUGGGCACUGAGUGUGUCCAUGUGUCCAUCCAUCCCUUCACUUCGCAAGGAUCCCCUGCAGAAAUCCCAGCUGGCUCCGUGGUGGCCAAAACGCACCCUGAACACCAGAGCCAUCUCACCAAAGUCCUCAGGGAAAACCCAGACACGAGGGCUGGGGACACUGCCACAAAACACCCAGACAGGCCAACUGCUGUCAGAAAAAUACAAACUGCUCUGUUAAGGAGGUGUGCAUGCAGCGUGUGCACACACGUGGUGCAUGCGGGUCCACAUCGCCUCUCACUGCCAGCCCUCUGGAAGAAAGGGGCCUUUUGAUAAUUUAGGAUUGCAGCCGCGCGGUUGGGAUUUACACACUGCUGCGUGAAAGUCUGCCUUUUCUGCUGAGAAAGUUCUCCUGCCCCAUUCUCAGCCUGUACAGAAAUAGCCGCCUCCCCUGGCAACUGCUCAGUGACCACAGUGGCGACACAGAGGUUUUCUGCUCGGCGCUGUAAGAACACCAGGGCUGACAAUACUCCAAGAACCCAGUGCACAACCGUGUUUUGAACUUUGAGAAAGGAUCUGUGCUGCUGCGAGAGAAGCACCAGCAGUGAGUGCCACGGUGUCUUUCUGUGCACGUUAAAUUUGGAAAAAAUCAGACUUUUUUUUUCCUGUGAAUUUAUUUACCGUGAUCAAUAAUUCAGCGUGUAUAUUAAUGGCUUUGCACUUCCUAUUGUUCCUUUCAGGCAUUUUGCCAUCAUUUUGAAAGGGGCUUUUUAGGGACCGUGUAUAGCCUUGGAGCUGUGCAGCACCUGGGAAGAGCUGUGCUUGUGCUGGAGCUGUGCCCUGGGCUGUGUGGGCACUGGGAUGGGUUGGUGCCGAUGGAAUGGCUGCAGCAUCUCCAUGCCUUGGCUGCAGGGGCACCUCUGGGUUCUCAGCAGGAGAUGCCAAAACCCCCGGGCAUGGCCAGGCUCUUGUCUCCAUGUGCUGAGCAGUUUGGGGAGGAUUUAAUGCUACAUCAAAACAAAACAGUACAUUGCAGGAGGAGGCACUCCUUGCAAUGGGGAGAGAAGAGCAGCAUUGUGUGGGUCCAGCCAGAGCCUGCAGGACUGACAGCUGCUCUGUACCCAGGGCUGUGUUUGCAUCCUUUUCAUAGCUGUUUUCCCUCUGUUCCACUCAUACAUGUAACUUGCAAUUAGUUCAUUAAAGUUGAGUGUACCUCUUG